Molecule: messenger RNA, 324 nt
Organism: Rotaria socialis
Lineage: Eukaryota; Metazoa; Rotifera; Eurotatoria; Philodinida; Philodinidae
Source: the annotation of a GenBank genome assembly
AUGCCAACUGUCGACAUGCACCUUUUGCCAGAUCCUGAUCCUGAGCUUGAUACUGAUCGAGUGAAGAAAUCUGAAUGGCUCAUAGUCAUCGGUGAAUAUAAUACUCCUUCUAGAUGUAUCAUGCUUCCUUAUGAUGGCAUGUAUGGAGGAUUUCUUUGUUAUUAUCAUGGUGUACAUUAUGAUGUAUCAGGUCGUAUUCGAAGGGGCUCAGUCCGAACCAAUCUUGAAGUUCCUGAUUAUGUCUUCAUAGAUGAUAAAACAGUUGUUAUUGGUCGGAAAAAAAUCCGAUCAAAUUUAAUACACAUUGAAGUUUUACUUUCAUAG